Molecule: messenger RNA, 1565 nt
Organism: Setaria italica (foxtail millet)
Lineage: Eukaryota; Viridiplantae; Streptophyta; Magnoliopsida; Poales; Poaceae
Product: protein ALTERED XYLOGLUCAN 4
Exons: 2
Coding region: 42-1355 (437 amino acids)
Cellular component (GO): Golgi apparatus
Molecular function (GO): O-acetyltransferase activity
Source: RefSeq, a predicted model, not a curated record
CCUGCUAGUGCUAGGUAGCUUAGUGCAGUGGCUACUGAGAGAUGGGAUCAGCGUACCAACCGCUGGAUCCAUACAACCAGAAGCCAUCCAGCAAAAAGUAUGGCUGUUUCCUCUCCAAACCCGUCUGCGCUUGGCUCGCCUGCGGCUUCCUCUUCCUGGCGCUCCUCCACCUCCUCUGCUGCUCUCCUGACGGCACCCAACAGGCGUUGUUCUCUCCUCUGCGCCAGUAUAUAAACAACACUUACUCCUUCGUCUCGUCAGUUCCGGGAGGAGGAAGGAGCUGCAACUAUUCUGUGGGAAACUGGGUGUGGGCGCCGGGCCACGCGCGGCGGUACAAUGCCACGGAGUGCAACGCCAAGGAGAGCCACGACUGCAUCCGCAACGGGCGGCCCGACACGCGCUACCUCGACUGGCGGUGGCAGCCGGCCGGGGGGUGCCCGCUGCCGGCGUUCGACGCCGGGGCGUUCCUCUCGGCGGUGCACGGCAAGCACGUCGCCUUCAUCGGCGACUCCAUGGCGCGGAACCAGGCCCAGUCCCUCAUCUGCCUCCUCACCGCCGCGUUCCCCUACCGCCUCCUCUACCGGGACGUGGGCGAGGUGCGCAAGUACAACUUCUGGCGCUACGUGUUCCCGACGCACGACGUCAAGGUGUCCUACUACUGGAACCCGUUCCUUGUCAAGGCCACGGGUAAAUCGGUGGACGACACCAUCCGCGAGAACCACGUCCAUCUCGACACGCCCGGCGACCGCUGGGCGGCCGACGCCGACACGUUCGACGUGGUGGUGCUGGCCGCCGCGCACUGGCUGUUGAACGGGGCCAUCUACUACAACAACAGCGAGGUGAUCGGCGCCCACAAUCCACCCCCGGAGCUCAACACGACCGGCCUAGGCUACGCGUGGCCGCUCCACAUGGCGUACCGGACAUCGGUGGAGCGGCUGAGGUCGUCCGCCGCCGGGCGGCCGAGGACAUUGGUGCUGGCCACCUUCUCGAUGUCUCACUUCGAAGGCAAACCCACCGACGACCCCACGGCAUGCACGAGGACGGAGCCGUACAAGGAUGGGGAGAAGGACAACGAGUGGGUCUUUAGGGAGGUGAGAGACAUCGUCUACGAUGAGGCCGAGGCGGCGAGGGCGAGGAGCGGUGAGGACAACAGCUCGUUGAGGAUCGAGGUGCUGGACGUGUCGAAGCUGGCCUCGCUGCGGCCGGAUGGGCAUCCUGGCUUGUACAUGCGCCCCAACCCACUCGCGAACGGCAUGCCGGAGAAGAUGUACUCCGACUGCCUCCACUUCUGCCUGCCCGGGCCGGUCGACACCUUCAACGAGAUACUGCUGCAGAUCCUGAGGAAGAAGCGGUGAAACGGAGAGCCGUCUGUGGCAUGCUCGUGGAUGCGUGCGUCCAUAGGCGUGUUAAGUAUUCUUCUGCUUGAAAAAAAAGCUCUAAUGACUGUAUCAUGUUUUUGGGGGAAAAGGCGAUUGUAACUUUUUGUUUUCAUAUUGGAGCAACUUGGUCGAAACUGAGUACAAGGAGAUUACUGUAAGUUACUAAUUUGACUUCUUUUAUUUGGA